AGUUUUAGCCACUCCCAAAACACACCCUCUUAUUAAAAUGGCGACUGAUCAAAAGGCAGAAAUCAAAGGUGAAGUAGGUCAGGCUCUUUUUGAAUUCCUUCACAUGGAAAUGGUGUCUUACUUAGUCAGUUCUAAAGAAAAGGAGGACCAGGGAGAGCUCAUUUCAAAGCUUGAGGCUCUUGGCUAUGGAGUAGGUGCUAGAAUGAUGGAGAGGUCCUGUAGGGACGUCCCUCGUUUUAGGACAGAGCUUGACGCCAUGGUAUUCCUCUGCAAGCAGUUCUGGGUUCACUUGUUCAAUAAACAAAUUGACCACUUAAAAACAAACAACCAAGAUGUCUUUGUACUUUACGAUAAUAAUUUUCGUUUGUUAACUCACUUAACUGAUUCGUCUCAAUACAGCGAUGAACUAUCCAGAUAUGUUGCUUUCACUUCUGGGAUUUUAACUGGAGCUCUUUCUAAUUUGGGAAUACGGAGUCACAUCAGUUAUGAAAUAACUAAACCACCUCAAUGUGUUUUUCAAGUCAAGGUUUUACUUUGAGUGGGUGUGGGAGUUAAUUUUCAAAAUUUUGUACUGUAUUAUUAUUAAAUUUUUAAUUAAAAACAUACUGUACAUUUGAUCAAUGGAGGGUGUCA
Amphimedon queenslandica is the source of this 633-nucleotide messenger RNA. Its product is annotated as trafficking protein particle complex subunit 6B-like. The transcript has 5 exons. Lineage: Eukaryota; Metazoa; Porifera; Demospongiae; Haplosclerida; Niphatidae. The record is from RefSeq and is a predicted model, not a curated record. Gene Ontology annotation, cellular component: cis-Golgi network; trans-Golgi network; TRAPP complex. Bases 38 to 538 code for a protein of 166 amino acids. Gene Ontology annotation, biological process: regulation of GTPase activity; endoplasmic reticulum to Golgi vesicle-mediated transport.